Bubalus bubalis (water buffalo) is the source of this 2323-nucleotide messenger RNA. RefSeq names its product spermatogenesis associated 21 (gene SPATA21). Gene Ontology annotation, molecular function: calcium ion binding. The record is from RefSeq and is a predicted model, not a curated record. The coding region runs from base 50 to 1675 and encodes 541 amino acids. The transcript has 10 exons. NCBI's taxonomy places the organism in Eukaryota, Metazoa, Chordata, Mammalia, Artiodactyla, Bovidae.
GCCUGGCCCAGGGGGAUGUGAGGACAGUUCCCAGGAAGAAGUGUCCCUAAUGCCUACGGCAGCUCUGGAGGAAAAGAGAGUUCACACUGCCCCACCACCCAGGCCACGAUCCGACACACCCAAAGCAAGAGACGAGGCUGUGGAGAUCCAGCCAACACUGGGGCCUGCUCAUCCACCUGAGGCGGUGGACACGGGAGCGAGGGGGCUGGACCCCACGCAGAAGCAGCCUCAGGAGCCCGCGGCGGCCACGAGUGCCCGGGAUCCCGGCAGCGCCCGGCCCGGCUUCAUGAGGCGCCUGCUGGAGGUAGAGGAGGAGGAGGCCGCGCUUCGGAGGGCCGCCAAGGCCCGCGCCCUGCCAGGCCGGAGGUGCCCCCGGGCCCUGGGUCCCGUGCCCGCCCCUGCCCCCAGCCUGCCUCCGCCCCUGCCUGCGGCCCAGGCCCCGGCCCCCGCCUCCGCCCGGGCCUGGGCCCGGCCGCCCGGCCCCGCGCCAGUCCCCGCCCCUGCGGGCACGCCUGGCCCCGCUCCAGGGCCCGCUGCUGUCCUGCCGGUGCCCGCGUCGGAUCUGGCCUGGAGAAGGACAGAACUUCGGAGCCACAGCCGGGAGAGGAGCCUGAAGGCACGACGCCUAUCUCCUCUGCCUUGCUCCCUCGGGUCACUCAAAGACUCCUGUGACCUCUCAAAGCCUCCCCAGGGCCCCUCCUAUGACCCCCCUGCCCUGGCUGCCCCCUCGCCCCCCCAGCUUUCGGGGUCCGGGGCGGGGGUGGGAGGCCGGAUAUGCCCUGGGCCCGGCUCUGUCCUCUGCAGGCAGGAGCUGGAGGAGCGCUGCCUCCUGAAUGUGUGUCAGACCUGGGAGGAGAGGGCCGAGGAGCACCUCACCAUGAAGCAGGAGGAAGCCUUCCGCAGCUACUUUGAGAUCUUCAACGGUCAUGGUGAGGUGGAUGCGCAGAGCCUGGAGAACAUCCUGCUGCUUGUGGGCAUCUCCCUGACAACGGCCCAGGUGGAGGGUGCCCUGAGGAGCGCUGACAUUGACGUGUCCGAGCCUGCUCUGGAAGGCCCCUGUCCACUCUGUAUUCUUCUGGCCCCCACAGGAGAUGGUCACGUGAACUUCAAAGACUUCUUGACUGUGAUGACAGACACCAGGCGCUUCUUCUGCUCUGUGGAACAGAAUGCCCUGAUGGACAUGGCUCCUCCAAACCCCCACACUCUGUUCUUUGAGAUCCUGUCCCUGCUGGUGGAGAUGCUGGCCUUACCCGAAGGAGCCUUAGAAGAGAUCACCAGCUAUUACCAGCGGAAGCUGAAGGAAGGCGCCUGUAAGGCUCGGGAGACGGAAUCGGCCGCAGGGCAGCUGCGGCCCCGGAAGAAGCUUCCCUACAGCCCCCCGCAGGCAGACACCCUCGAAAUCCCCGAACGCAGAGUCCUCAGGGUCCUGAGCCGGCUGAAGCAGCAGAACUACGCUGCCAAUCUGCAGAGCCCGUACGCCCAGGUGCCUUGCAUCCCACUCUGCCCGCGGCUGGACAAGAAGACGGUCCGCCGGAAGCAGGGCGGCCACUAUGUGCCGGAGCAGUGCCCCUCCACCAGCCUGGGCCCCGACGUCCACAGCAUCCUUCUGCACACUGGCUCUCAGGGAGGCAGGGAACCCGGCCGUCUCAGUUCUGUGCCGGCUCGAACCCACUGAACCUGCGAAGUCCUGACUCUGCCUGCGGACAGACGGGUCAUCGGGCAGGGACUGCUGCUGGAUUUUCCUUUUGUGGCCUGGUAAGCCAAUAAAGAAGAACCUCAGCCCCUGUGCCUCUGUGCCACCUGGCUGUCAGAGCACAGGGCUUCAGGCUCCCUCAGGCUCCAGAGCCCUGAAGCAGACUUGCCCUGAAAGCCUGCCGAGGGCCAGGUGUCCUGCUAGAGGCGGCCUGGGUGCAAGUCUUGAUCUUCUGUGCACUCUAAGCACAGAAUGGGACUGUCCUCAGAUGGCUGUCUCCAGGCCUCAGGCUAGGAGCCCCACAAGCGCAGGAGCUCUCCCCCCUGCUGAAGGGAAUGGCGAACAUAAGGGACGUGCCUGUAAAGACCCUGGCCUCUCACACAGGCAGACCCUAUGGAAAGGCAGCUGGGGGCGGGUGUGGGGAGGCCCCCGGGGGCUGAGACCCAGGGGUCUCCUUCCCUGGGAGUCGAUGGGCAUGGGUCCUCGGCCACCCCAGUCCUGUCCCCAGAGCGCCCCCAGCGGUGAAACACGCAGCCACAGCGAAAGGUGAGAAGAUCAGAGACUGAAACGAGGACAAGGCUUUGACAAGUUUAAAACAUGUAUUUAAAAUACAAUUUAUAAAAUGCCUCA